GCGCAGGGAAACGGGCAGAGACAGCGCAGCAUCUCGGUGUCAGGAAGAAUGAAGAGAGAGGCGCCGCAGCAGCGAACUGUCAGCAGCCAGAAAUUCAGCCCCUACACAAGCUUUUGACAUGAAGAAAGAUUUAGAGGCACUAAUUGCAGAAGAACGGGCUGAAAUCAUUUCUAAUUAUAACAAGGGCAGACAAAAUGGAGCAUCAAUCGAUUCAGAAGAUUUCAAUAUAUAUAAAGCUGUAGACAGAUUUGGCUUUUUGCAUGAAUAUGAACUACCCACGCCAACUGCACUGGAGGAAAAGCAAAAACAUUUGGAAAUUGAGAGAAUACCCAAAUGGGUAAAAAUGAUUAAGAAGUGGGACAAGUACAGAAACAGUGACAAGAUGAUCCGUCGAGUUUACAAAGGAAUCCCACUACAGCUUCGUGGUCAGAUUUGGUCACUGCUGUUAGAUUUGGAAAAGUUAAAAUCUGAGAAUGAAGGGAAAUAUGAGAGAAUGAAAAUACAAGCACAAAAGUUUUCAUCAGAAAUUAAACAAAUAGAUCUUGAUGUAAAUCGCACUUUUAGAAACCAUAUCAUGUUUCGGGAUCGAUAUGGAGUGAAACAGCAAGCUUUAUUUCAUGUACUCACCGCCUAUUCUGUAUACAAUACGGAGGUGAGCUACUGUCAAGGAAUGAGCCAGCUUGCAGCCAUUCUACUGAUGUAUUUGAAUGAAGAAGAUGCAUUCUGGGCUCUUUCUCAACUACUGACUGAUCAGAAGCAUGCAAUGCAUGGGUUUUUCAUUCCUGGAUUUCCAAAGCUCCAAAGGUUUCAGGGACACCAUGAUCAGAUUUUAAGUAAACUUAUGCCAAAGCUCAAAAAACAUUUGGACAAAGAACAGAUGUCUACAGGAAUAUACACCACCAAAUGGUUCCUGCAGUGCUUUAUAGAAAGAACACCGUUUACACUCACACUCCGAUUAUGGGAUAUCUACAUUCUGGAGGGAGAGAAAGUUCUUGCUGCAAUGGCAUAUACUAUCAUGAAGCUGCACAAAAAGCACCUUGUGAAGAUGUCAUUAGAAGAUCUCCGAGAAUUCCUUCAGGAAAUUAUGUCCAAAAACUUUCAUUAUGAAGAUGAUGUUGUUAUUGAUCAACUGGAAAAGUCAAUAUCUGAGCUUAGAAAACUGAAGCUUGAACUUCCUCCACCUGCAAAACCUGAUGAGUUUCCCAGCAAACCAUUAGGACAAGAAAUUUCUGUCACUUUAGCACCGGAGAAGACUAACAUCAUGGCCAAUGGCAAGAAUGAAAAUGUUAACGCUCCACCAAAUGUCUUUGAACAUGAUGAUGAGGUAAACAGAAAAUCACCAGAUGAAAAUUACCUGCAGCCUUCUCUCCCUGAACCUCAGGUUCCUUCUCCAGAAAAAUAUCAGACUGCUGUGGAGGAAAAUCUUGCUCAUUUGGAAAUAAGUGAAUCUCAAGCUCCAGGUCAUGACAGCUCCAAAUCUCCCUCAGAGGACCAAACUCAACUACCAAAAGAAGGUGAAACACAGCUUUCAGAAACGAGUCAAUCACCCAGCCUAGAAAAAGUUACAGAACAGUCUCCAAAGAAGGAAAACAUCUUACCUGCUGAAAGUAGUGAGACUUGUACUGCAGUAAAUAGUGCAAACCCAGGUUUAGAAGUUAACUUUAUAGUUCCAGAAAAAGAAACCACCAACUCGCCAGAAGAAACAGCGAUAAAUUGUCGAGACAUGACCAAAGCAGAAUAUAUGGGAACUAAUGAAAUAGCUGUAACCCAACUUUUGCAAGAACAAUCUGCAUGCUCUUCAGAACUCAAAAACAUGGAUACAGAGUCCCCACAAAGAUUGGAGGCAUUUGUUUCAGAGUCAGUGAAUGAGCAGUCACCAGAGAAAGAAUAUAGCAGUAUUGAGGCCUCGCCACAGAUAAAUAAUGAACUUAAGGAAAUGGAAAACAGUGAGAACCUUCCAUUACUUUUAGCAGAGCCUCCACCAGCAGAGUUGUUCUCUGGAGAAAAGCAUUUGUUGAUUCCAUAUCCACAACAAACUCAUUCUGGUCUGAUUGUCCCUCAUCAAUUGGAAGCACACAACCUUACUGAUAAACCACAAUCUUUAUUGGCAAUGAAACUUUCAUCUCCAGAAGAAGAGGAGUUAAUCUUUACUGAUUUAACACAUGAAACUUCAGUUGAUUUGAACAGCACAAAAAUAAAAGAUAUGGGUGAGGUCCAAAGUGGAAGAAGGGUUUCAGAUGUUUCUAUGUACGACAAUGCAAGUGUUUCUCGGUGUGAAUAUCAGUCUGAUCAGAUUAUUUCAGAACCAAUUAUUCAUUAUGAUGAAGUAUGUGCACUUACUCAGAAGGAACUAUUCGGACUGGAAUCAGUGGACAUGACUGUCAGAGCAGCUAAUUCAUCAUUGGCAUUAGAUUUGAUAGAUAAAUCACAACCUGUCAAACAAGCCUCAACAUUUUGUCAACAGUCUUGGGACACUUAUGGGCCUGAAAACUGUGCCACGUCUUCUGCUCACCAGAGUCCUUCCAAAUAUUCACCAACGGUGCACAAACAGGACCCUAUAAGAAAUCCAAAUGUACAGAGUCCUGAGCACCUGACAGCUAUCACACAGACCUCACCAAUCAGGCAGUGUUUAAAUAGCUCUUGUAAAGUAGUAAGGUCAACGACUUCGGUUCAUGUGGCACAUGCAGCUGAGCAAAACCUUCUAAACUUCAGGCACAUGGCAUUGCCUCCACAGGAUGACUUGCAGUUGGUUGCAACACGUGAUGAAAAAGGGACCUGCACAGUAAAAGAGAUUGACUUCCCUGAAGUCAUUAUUCCAGUUAGCAACAUAACUGUAAGUCUGUUAAAAGUACCAGCUUAUCCUUCCCCUACUGAUGCAGAUAUACAGCAAGAACAUGCCACAGCUGAAACCUCAAAUUUAGGCUCAGAGAAGUGUUUGGCAGUAUCUCCAGAAUACCAAGAUUAUGAAUCUGUUACAUUAUGACAGCCACCAUUCCAACCACUUUUCCAUUAUGCACUUCACAUUGAUCAAAUGUUUAAUGUACUGCAAGCAUUUUAUAUGACAAAAGUAACCAUACAUUUUCCACUCAUUUAAGUAAUUGUUUAAAUAUGCUUUAUGAAGACCUGUAUGGCUAUUGAGUUGAUGCAAAAAAAAUCUAUGCAAAUUGUCUCAUUUCAUAAAUUUACAUAUCUAACAAUGAUAUCUUAAGGUUCUUCAUUCUGCAACUCACACAGAAAAGGUGGAUGCAGACAAAUACACUUAAACAUUUCAUUGAAUGUUUAUUAUUUUUUCAGCCCAUAUAACUGUAAGUCACACCAUGUUUUGUUUAACCCAGUGCAUAAUUACCAUCAAAUACAAUGCAAAUCAUAAAGGGAGUGAGCAGGCUCACAAAAUGGCAAAUACUGUAGCACACUUUUACACAAGUAACUUUGACAUUGUUUUCCCAGGUGGACUGAUAUUUUACCAUAAGAUUAGUGGCAGCCAAUGCUAAUUGGAUUUUCAUGCAAUUUUUCAGCCCUGUUUGAUUUUGAUAUGUGUAAUAUAGGAAUUGCAAUGAAACAAUAAUUCUUCAGUUAGAAAUGAUAACAUUGCACACAGUUGAAUUUUUUUAGUCUUUGGAAUAUUCCUUGUACAAAAUGUACUUAAAAGAGAAAGAGUAACAUAAUUUGCAUAUGUUACAACAAUGUUUGUGUAAAUAAGUGCUGGGAAUUUCAGAUAUGAUUUUUAGCCUCUUGUAACUACAGUUUUUAAGGAUGUGAAAAAAGACAAUAUAUAUCUGUGUUGUGAUGUUCAAGGGCCAGAGAAGUAGUUGUUGAUGUUUACUAUAAAUUUUAGAAAGGAGCUUUGGCAAAAUAGUGCUGAAACUAAACCUGUAAUCACUUUUUUUUUGUGAGGGGGAAAAUAUUUGAAGCCAUUCCCUGCACUUGGCCUUGCCUGUAACAAUGAUCAAUAUAACUUUUUGGUCAGAAUUGAGAAGCUAUUAUUUUAUGACAUCAACUCAGGAAUAUAGUAUUCUUGCUUGGUGACCACCUGCAGGUAGUAAAUAUUUGCAGCAAGCGAAAGGGAACAAGUAAUGGUGCUCAGCACAUAAAAUGUUAGUUGUGUAAUAUGUGUUCUAGUGGAAGAAAUAAUAACCCUGAGAACUGAAUGGAAAUAUUUAACUGAUGUGUGAUGUACAUAGUAUUUUUUGUAAAGUCUGUUCUUAAUUUUGCACUUUCUGUAACUGUUAUGGUACAGGCAAGCCACCUUUUCUUCAAAAAGGUUAUACAGUUUCAAUGAUGGAUUGUUAACAUGAAAAUAAUAUUGUUCUACUUGUUAAAAUAUUGUAAAUUUACUUUUGCAGGGCUUUUACAUUGGCCAUGUUUCUGUUCUUUCAUUAGAAAACAGGUGAAUUACUUGGAAUAGCGUGGAAACAUUACUUUGUGUCAUGCUUUACAUUGUUUCUAAGUACCAAACAAUACUGUAAACAGAGCUUUAUGAACAUUUUGAUGUGUUGCAUUGUAAUUUGUAGCCUAAA
Molecule: messenger RNA, 4517 nt
Organism: Pristis pectinata (smalltooth sawfish)
Lineage: Eukaryota; Metazoa; Chordata; Chondrichthyes; Rhinopristiformes; Pristidae
Product: USP6 N-terminal-like protein
Exons: 14
Coding region: 119-2983 (954 amino acids)
Source: RefSeq, a predicted model, not a curated record